GCCCUCCCCUCCCCUAGAUCCUGCUGCUGCGUUUUCCCGCUUCACCAGCAGCCUCGGCCACCGCAGCAGCAGCAGCAGCAACAGCAGCAGCAACGGUAGCAGUAGUCUGCAUCACAGUCGCUUUCUCCUUCUCCAGCGCGCUCCUCAGUCCCUGGUCACCAUGCCUAACAUCGUGCUCUUCAGCGGCAGUUCUCACCAGGACCUGUCGCAGCGUGUGGCCGAUCGCCUGGGCCUGGAGCUGGGCAAGGUGGUCACCAAGAAGUUUAGCAACCAGGAGACCAGUGUCGAGAUCGGUGAAAGUGUGAGAGGGGAAGACGUCUACAUCAUCCAGAGUGGCUGCGGGGAGAUUAAUGACAACCUGAUGGAGCUACUUAUCAUGAUCAAUGCGUGCAAGAUUGCAUCCUCAUCCAGGGUAACAGCUGUGAUACCCUGCUUCCCCUACGCCCGGCAAGAUAAAAAGGACAAGGUAGGCGAGAGUCGUGCUCCAAUUUCUGCUAAACUUGUGGCCAAUAUGCUGUCAGUUGCUGGGGCUGAUCACAUCAUUACCAUGGACCUGCAUGCCUCUCAGAUCCAGGGAUUCUUUGAUAUUCCUGUGGAUAAUUUAUAUGCAGAACCUGCAGUUCUUCAGUGGAUUCGGGAGAACAUCACUGAAUGGAGAAACUGUAUUAUUGUUUCUCCAGAUGCUGGAGGAGCCAAAAGGGUUACAUCAAUUGCAGACAGACUGAAUGUGGAAUUUGCUUUGAUUCACAAAGAGAGAAAGAAAGCAAAUGAAGUGGACCGGAUGGUUCUCGUGGGUGAUGUGAAGGACCGUGUGGCCAUCCUGGUAGAUGACAUGGCGGACACAUGUGGUACCAUUUGCCAUGCUGCAGAUAAGUUACUCUCAGCUGGUGCCACCAAAGUUUAUGCUAUUCUUACCCAUGGAAUCUUCUCUGGGCCAGCUAUUUCCAGAAUAAAUAAUGCUGCCUUUGAAGCUGUUGUUGUCACCAACACAAUUCCACAAGAGGACAAAAUGAAACACUGCUCCAAAAUUCAGGUGAUUGACAUUUCAAUGAUCCUAGCUGAAGCCAUUCGAAGAACCCACAAUGGGGAAUCCGUGUCCUAUCUGUUCAGCCAUGUCCCACUGUAGUCUGGAUUGGAAUAUUGAAGAUGGAGCAAGCCUCCUGCAACUUCUUACUGUCUUUGUCUGCCUGCUGUUUUAGCGUUAGGACUCUGCAAUUCUAGGAUGAUCUCUGGCAAAAGCAUCUGGUCUAUGUCCACUCUGAGAGUCCGCUGUCUCUCCUUCUAAAGCUCAAGACUACUGCUUUCCAGUUCUGGGGGAGGGCAAAGGAAGGUGGUGCUUAUUUGGUUGUUAAUUGAACUGGUGUCAUUGAGAACUAAUCUUUUCCCUCGUUCUUUUUUAGUACUUUGAGGUAACAACUUUUAAGCCUAAAAUCCCAUUGUGGAAAUUUGUCAUACAUACAUUUUGAAGAUGCCAAAGGUGAUUUCAAAUGAAAGCCUUCUGUGUAAAUAUAUAAUAAUGCCUGUGGAUAUUUGAGGGGAAAUCCUAAAUAACCUUUACUUCAAAGAGAACCUUGGAAGAUUUAUACUAUCAUGAAUUUUGAAAUUUUGGUUUUUUUUUUUUUCUUAAAAAUAACUGGGUUUAUUUUAUUGCCCUUUAUCAGGACUGAAUUUUAUUGGGCCUAAGAUAGCCACUGACAUACUGACUUUUCUUAGUAGAUAUUAGACAUAUUAAAGACAAUAUAAGGCUGUAUCAUUUUUUAAUUGCCACUUUGAAGAUAUGUCAUAAAUGACAACUUACCUGAAACUCCCAAAUUAUGAUCAGUGAUCACUGUGAUUUGACCACCAUUUCAGGCUGUAGUCAAUGAGUUUGUGGUCACGUUGAUGCACAACUUUGUCUAUCCCAGGGGAAUUUCUCUUUAGAAUGUAGCUCAUGUCCUAUCACCUUAUUCUCAGAUGUUAGCAAUAGCCUUUACUUUCCAUAUUCCCCAAUAGUUUCUUGUUGUAGAUGUCCACCAAAAGAAAGACUCCUUGAAACCCCCUCACAUAUUUUAGAUUGAUUAUUAUUUUAUUUUUUCACAUACAUAAAAUGGGGAGGAUUUAAGAGUGUCACCAAAUACACUUAUUCAAACAGAGCUUAAUGAGCUUGAGUUAAAUGUUCUUUGGCCCUGUGUCAUCAGAACUUCACCUCUAAUGACUAGUUAGAAUCUCUAAAGCUGCUAAAAUGUAGACAGGAGAGGGUUGCAAAAACAGUGGAUGCGAAAGUAUAUAGCUGUUCCAUUAAAAUAAACUUCAAAGAAAUGCUUCAGAAAGCAUUGUGAAGAAGAAUCUCAUUAUGGGUGGCAUUCUUGAUAAAAUGAUCUUUUAGUGAAGUGUGGAGGUCUGUGCCCAUAAUCCCAGCACUUUAAAACUAAUGCAGGAAGAGUACUACAAGUUUAAGGCCAGCGUAGGCUACACAGUGCGUUCCAGCUCAUCUUGGCCUGUAGAGCUGAGACUGUGUCAUAAAACACAAACAAACAAAAGGCAGUUCCUUAUAGCAUCAGUAAGUGGACAACCUAUCCUUUUCCUUCUCACAAAGAAGAGGAUUUGCCUGUGUACCUAAAGCUUAGGAAUGCUUAAAAAAAAAUUCCCCCCUUGCUGAGUAUUGUAGAUAAAUUCCCAGCCCUAAAUUCUGCAGGUAGGAAAUUCCUAUCCAUCUAAGUAGCACACUCAACCAGCACUCUGGAACAUCAGAGGAGCAGAAGUCAAAUCAAUGUUACAAAGUAUAAUUUAUGUUCCUAUAGAGACUGGCAUUUUGAUAAUACUGUAUUUGUAACUGUUCUGAAGCAAGUGGUUCCUAUAACCUGGGAUGCUCAGCUCUGUGGUACAGUCUGUCUCAGGCAUGGUUAGACAUGUGUCAAAACUUGUUUGAGAUGAUGCAGCUGUUACUUCUGAUAAUGUGCGAUGUCUUAAUUUCUUGGGUUUUAUGGCUGUGCUGAAGACAUUCUUGUGCAUACCCACAUGGAGAUAGCUCAGUGUGUGUGUGUGUGUGUGUGUGUGUGUGUGUGUGUGUGUGUGUGUGUGUGUACACAUGUCCCAAAGCAUUGGCAUGACAAAAGCCAGUUGGUAAUCAUUUUAUCUAAGAUAUUUAAAGCUUAAUGUGUAUCAUGGAUCUUAAAAUAAUAAUCUUCAGUUUUAAAACCCUGUCAUAAAAAUCUGCCUGACUGUCUCUGAAUUUGAGAACCAAUGGUUUCUGUCCUUACUAGACCUGAGUUAGUAUUUUAAAGUAUCUCUGAAUAUAUUUGUGAACAAAUUAGACUGGACUGGGCCUUAUACAGUGGAAAUAUGGUUUUAAGUAUUGAUGGUUUCAGUUUGGCUAAAAUGACGAAGGCUGCCUCAUGAGCAGUCUUAUUUCAGAACUUUCUUGUUCCUUGCUGCUUGUGGUAAAGAAACAUAAUGGAAAUCACCAAAUAGAUCAGCUCUGUCCAACUCUAUGAAAGGAGAGCAUGUUAGUCAUAUCUACCCAAAAAGGGGAGCCAGGAAAUAGUGAAUAUACCAAAGUUGUUUAUCCUCCACAUAAUUUUAUUAGUUAACUGAUAGAUGUUCAUAUGCUAACUUUCCUUUGUUAGAUACAAUGUCGACUAAAUUCAGGACAUUUCUUGCAGCGCUUGCCCUGGUUUUAGAGACUAGAUUAUUUUGAGAUCCGGUGCCAUUUACUAAGAAAUUUCAAUAAAAUCAUGCUGACUACUUUCUUUCAUA
Messenger RNA from Mus caroli (Ryukyu mouse), 3735 nucleotides. It is a transcript of the gene Prps2, whose product is annotated as phosphoribosyl pyrophosphate synthetase 2. The record is from RefSeq and is a predicted model, not a curated record. Gene Ontology annotation, molecular function: ATP binding; magnesium ion binding; ribose phosphate diphosphokinase activity. Gene Ontology annotation, cellular component: ribose phosphate diphosphokinase complex; cytoplasm. Gene Ontology annotation, biological process: ribonucleoside monophosphate biosynthetic process; 5-phosphoribose 1-diphosphate biosynthetic process; purine nucleotide biosynthetic process. NCBI's taxonomy places the organism in Eukaryota, Metazoa, Chordata, Mammalia, Rodentia, Muridae.